This is a messenger RNA of Aureobasidium namibiae CBS 147.97, 3450 nucleotides long. Its product is annotated as TBC-domain-containing protein. Bases 1 to 3450 code for a protein of 1149 amino acids. NCBI's taxonomy places the organism in Eukaryota, Fungi, Ascomycota, Dothideomycetes, Dothideales, Saccotheciaceae. The transcript is spliced from 3 exons. The record is from RefSeq and is a predicted model, not a curated record.
AUGUGGAACAGCUUGUCUAGCUUUGCGCAGAAGGCCCAAGUCUUUGUCGACCAGAACCUGCAACCAGCGCUGAACAACCUUGCGCCCUCGGACAACCGCUCUUCCAAGGCUGCUCUGUUCCGUCACCAAUUCCGUUUGCCAGACUCGCAAAACCCCCUGUACGAGAUCACUGCCGAGUUGACCCUACCUCCCAAGACAUCUUCCUCGUCCAAGUCGCCAACCGAUACACCCCGCAAGAGCCACGAGCGCAACAAUUGGGAUCGCGAGCGGGGAAAUCACUACGUCGGUCGCUUGCACCUGUCUGAGAAGUUCCUGUGCUUCUCUACCCAGAACUCGAGCUUCUCUCCUACAUCAAGCACUUCACUAUCUACAGCUUUCCAAGGCCAGACCAACGGUGCAGGUCCGUCCGGCAAUGGCUUCACCCUCCCUCUUUGUGCUGUGCGUCGUGUCGAGCGUCUCCACAGUCAGAGCUACAUGUUCGCCCUAUCCAUCACCACCUGGAAUGGCUACCCUGCCCCGGACGAGAAAAACACAAAACCUUCUGCAAAGACAGCUCCUCCGGCACCCAAGCUCACAAUCCAGCUGGCUGGUAGUAGAGUCCAGUGCGAGAAGUUUUGCGACAUGCUGAAGAAAGGGCUGCGUGAGGGUAUGCGCGAGGUCGAUGGUAUGCGCAAGGUGGUGGGAGAGUGCUACUCGGAAUACAUGCUGGCUGCCGAAGCCAAGCGUCGCUCCGACAAAGACUCUCCUUCGGAAAAGUUGAUCGACGAUCAGAGUUCGGAAGAACAGUUGAAACCUCCAGAUGCUGGGUUGGGCAUGCAGUUUCGCUACCCUGGUGAUCCGAAGAAGCUUAGAGACAAGGGCAAGAUGAGGUUGUGGUACGAGUAUCUACGAGAAAACGGUCGCAAUGCUACACUGGUCAGACAGCCGGAUCUGCCUCGACUAGUCAGAAUUGGUCUUCCAAACCGUCUUCGUGGAGAAGUGUGGGAGCUCACAUCUGGAUCUUUCUACUUUCGAAUGCAGCAGCCAAAGCUCUACCAGGACACGCUCGACAAAUACGAGGGUCAACAUUCGCUUGCUAUUGACGAGAUCGAAAAGGACCUGAACCGUAGUCUGCCAGAGUAUCCUGGCUUCCAAAGCGAAGAGGGUAUCGGACGUCUGCGUCGCGUUCUUACUGCCUACAGUUGGGUCAAUCCGGAGGUCGGCUACUGUCAAGCCAUGAACAUUGUAGUGGCCGCCCUCCUCAUCUACCUCUCUGAGACCCAGGCUUUCUAUAUUCUAUUUGUUCUCUGCGAUCGGCUUCUUCCAGGAUACUACUCGCAAACCAUGUACGGCACUCUCUUGGAUCAGCGUGUCUUCGAAUCGCUUGUGGAGAGGACGCUACCCAUUCUUUCAGAGCACCUCACCAAGUCAGACGUUCAACUAUCGGUAGUUUCGUUACCUUGGUUCCUUUCGCUCUAUAUCAACUCAAUGCCCUUGAUGUUUGCGUUCCGAGUCCUUGAUGUUUUCUUCCUCGAAGGGCCCAAGGUUUUGUUCCAGAUUGGUCUGGCUAUUCUCAGAGUCAAUGGCGAGGAGUUGUUAGAUGCUGCGGACGAUGGCACCUUUAUCUCCGUUCUCAAGUCAUACUUUGCUCGUCUCGGCGAGUCCGCCCACCCCAAGUCCGAGAACCCAAAGCUGAGAGCUGUUACAAACUUCCAGGCGCUUAUGGUUGUUGCUUUCAAGGAGUUUUCUGGCAUCACGCAACAAAGCAUAUCUGAUCUGAGAGCCAAGCACAAGGAUGCUGUUCUCGAUAACAUCGAGUCCUUCGCAAAGCGCACAUCUAUCAGGAACCUCGGCCCGGAAAGCAAGAAGCUGAGCACUAUUGACCUAGGUUUCUUGUACGAUCGCUUCUACGGCGUGCUAUACGAACGCCAACAGAGAAUGGAGAUGAUUCAACAAGAACAAGAACGCAGAGCCAAAGCUGCCAAAACUAAGGCUGAUGGGAUCGUUAGCGGCAUUCCCAGCAACGUUGAGAUGGGCAGAGUCGGUCUUGGCCCCAGUCCUACAGAGAUGGACUAUGACAGUUUCAGAGAGUUCCUGGCCGGUCUCGCCAAGUGGGCCAUAACAGACUCACCCAGCUCACCAGCCAAGCAGGACUCGGAGAAGAAUGCUGGAUACUUUGCCAACACGUUCCGUGCUCGCUCUAUCUCACUAUCACCUUGGGGUUCUGGUCCGGAGCCUGCCGAGCACGAGUUCUUGCAGCGCAUCUUCAAGUCCUGGGACACUGAUAAUUCUGAGGCUCUGAACUUGCAAAAGGUUGUCGCUGGCUUUGCUCGCAUCAAGGGUCCUCGCGAUAUCAUGUCCAACAUCAGCUAUUUUUUCGAUCUGUACGAUGACGACAAAGAUGGCAAGGUUGACAGAGAAGGUAUUUUGCGUAUCUCUGAAGCUCUGCUCUUCCUGUCGAGACGUGGUAUUACCGGGUCUGUCACCCCGUCUGCAUCAUCUACCAAUCUUGCUGCUCAAGCCGAGAUCGGACCUGAUGGUAUGCCGUUGAGAGGAGUAAACAAGGACGAGCAGUUCUUGAGCAGUAUCUCGGCGUUCAUAAGAAGAUGCUUUGAGUAUGCUGAUCCGGACCAAUCUUCGUCAGAGGACGCAGCUUCAGCGGCAGCAGACAAUCUCAACUCGUUCAGUAUCGGUGACGAUGAAGACGAUGAAGAUGCCGAGGAAGAUCUGCUCAACCUCAACGACGAGAAGCCGAAACCCGAGACUACCCAAUCCGAAGAAUCGAAAUCAGUCCCAUCCAUCACCAAGACCCCCGUCACACCCAUCACAAACGCUCCCUUCAACUUCGGCCAGACAACACCGAACCGUGACGUAUCUGCCAACAAAGCCCUCGAUCCCAACCACCCCCUAUUCAUCACUCUCCCAACUUUCCGCAUGCUCAUCCUCGCCGACGAAGUCCUAGAGACAUUCUUUGACUCAGGCUUUCCCAACUCCUUCCACCUCGCCGAUGCACCUCUUCCCGCCGGUACCGUCUCCACAGCCAACCUCACUACCUUCAGCAACUUCCCCGCCAAAGUCAACCUGCCCGUCUUGAGCCCCGGCGGCCCCGGUGCAGGUGUCAUGGCACCAGGAAAAGGCCUUCGCGGUAUGCUGGACAAUAUCGUCACAGACGGUAUGCGUGUAGCCGCCGAAGUGCGCCGCAGAAUGGACGAAGCUCAGAAGGAAAUCGAUCGCGGGGCUACUACACGUGGCACGGAGACUGAUGACGAAGAGGAAGAUGAGGGCGGUAGGGAUUUGCUGGAGGGUGCUGAGGUUGAUGCUGCGGCACCCCAGACUCCGGCGAGAACGGAGAGUAUGGAGGCCGCAGAGGAAAGACUGGAAAAAGAGAUGGAGGCUGCGAAGGUGGAUAAAGGAAAAGGAAAGGAGAAGGUUGUUGAUGAUGUGCAGAAGAGCAUGGUGUUUGAGCGGUAA